This is a messenger RNA of Lacerta agilis (Sand lizard), 498 nucleotides long. Its product is annotated as tubulin polyglutamylase complex subunit 2-like. Gene Ontology annotation, biological process: protein polyglutamylation. Bases 1 to 498 code for a protein of 165 amino acids. The transcript is spliced from 4 exons. The record is from RefSeq and is a predicted model, not a curated record. Lineage: Eukaryota; Metazoa; Chordata; Lepidosauria; Squamata; Lacertidae.
AUGGCCAAUAACAAUGGCUAUGAUGACCAGAAAACACAGGGGGAUCUUCAGACAACCUGCUGCCCCUUGACUAUCAACAUCUCCAAGCUAAACCGAGUCAGAGUGUUGCCCAUCUACGCCUUGCCCAAUGCCCCCACACUGGCUGACUUGGAGGACACCAACAAUGAAGGAGAUACUGCCCCACCUCACCCCUUUUCUCUCUUCUCUCUUCCAGUUGUCACCCCGCAUUCUGAGAUCUGGUUUCUGGACCGAGCUCUCUACUGGCAUUUCCUCACCAAAACCUUCACCGCUUACUGCCGGCUCCUGAUCACCCACCUGGGGCUGCUGCAUUGGCAGUAUGCCUUCACCAGCUGCGGCAUCAGCCCCCAGGCUAAAGUGAGAGAACGACAGACUGGCCCUUUUCCUAGGGGCUGCCGCUCCUCCCCAUUUUGUCUUCACAAAAGCCCUGCGAGGGAGGUCAGGCUCAGAGUGAGUGACUGGCCCGAGGUCACCCAGUGA